This is a messenger RNA of Adineta steineri, 981 nucleotides long. NCBI's taxonomy places the organism in Eukaryota, Metazoa, Rotifera, Eurotatoria, Adinetida, Adinetidae. The record is from the annotation of a GenBank genome assembly.
AUGUCAGUAGUAGUCGUCGAUGUGAAUAGCGACAAUAAACCCGAUAUUGUUGUUGCAAACUAUGGUUCGAACAACACCGGUGUUCUUCUCAACACAGGCAAUGGCAUCUUCAGUGCUCAAACUAUUUACUUAGUUGGUUAUCAGCCAUAUUCAGUAGCAGUCGUCGAUGUCAAUAGCGACAACAAAUCUGACAUUAUUGUUACAAACCAGCUUUCAAAUACCGUCAGUGUUCUUCUCAACGCAGGCAAUGGCACCUUUAAUGCUCAAACUACUUACUCAGUUGAUGCUUAUCCAAUGUCAGUAGCAGUCGUUGAUGUGAAUAGCGACAAUAAACCCGAUAUUGUUGUUGGAAACUAUCUAACGAACACCGUCGGCGUUCUUCUGAAUGCAGGCAACGGCACCUUCAGUGCUCAAACUACUUACGCAGUUAUUAGUCAUACAAUGUCGGUAACAGUCGUCGAUGUGAAUAGCGACAAUAAACCCGAUAUCGUUGCUGCAAACUAUGGUUCGACCACCGUCAGCGUUCUUCUCAACGCAGGCAACGGCACCUUCAAUGCUCAAACUACUUACUCGGUUGGUACUGGCCCAUAUUCAAUAGCAGUCGUCGAUGUGAAUAGCGACAGUAAACCCGAUAUUGUUGUUGCAAACAGGAAUUCGAACAAUGUCGGUGUUCUUUUCAACACAGGCAACGGCACCUUUAAUGCUCAAACUACUUACGGAGUUGGCGCUGCUCCUGAAGCAGUAGCAGUGGUCGAUGUGAAUAGCGACAAUAAACCCGAUAUUGUUGUUGCAAACUAUAUUUCGAACACCGUCAGUGUUCUUCUGAACACAGGCAACGGCAUCUUUAGUGCUGCAACUAAUUACACAGUUGGUAGCGCUCCAAUAUCACUAGCAGUCGUCGAUGUGAAUAGCGACAAUAAACCCGAUAUUGUUAUUGCAAACUCUAAUUCGAACACCGUCAGUGUUCUCUUGCAUUGCUAG